CUCUCCUUUUGUAAUAAAAUCGAAAUUGCAAGCACCAUCGCCAAUUGAAUCGCCAAACGCCACCACCGCUUUGAUCGAAAAGCUCCGGCCAGAAAACAAUUACAGCAGCUCCACCACCCGAGCGGCGCCACCCACUGCGCAGUAAGUGAAUCCUAUUUCGUUUAUCCAGACAAAGGAAGAGAGGGAAUUCGGAAGAAAGGAAUCAUGAAUUCGAGCUACGGGAAAUCAAACAACAAAUCGGCAUCGACGAACGCCUUCGAUUUCGAUCUCGGACUCGGGUCGGGUCGCCCGAAGCCUAUGAACGAUCCGAAAAGCCAGGCAUCCUCGUACACCUAUUCUUCGACGCCCCAGCAAAAGCCAAAUACGACGCCGUCCUGGUCGCACCAGCCCAAGCCGGCUUGGACCCACCAGCCCGCAGCUCCGGUCCAGUCGGGCGUUGCCGGUUCUUUAUCCGGGCCCACAUCAAUGGUGGGAGAUAUUUUCGGCAAGAGCUGGAAUUCCUCCGCCUCUUCGAGUUCCAGUGUAUCUGGUGUUGGCAUUGGCAUUGUGAACAACAAGAACCCUAAUCUGUUUGGUGAUUUGCUGACGUCGUCGAUUGGCCAGAGCAAGAGUGGCAACAACGCGCCACUGAAAAAGACAGCUCCUCUAUCAGGCCAGAACACGUUCUCGAUGGGGAAUGUGGCUGAUUCAUUGCCGAAAACGGGAUCUAAUGCGAGUAACAUUGGGGCUAAUGUGAAUCUCGGUGGCAAUUAUACUAAAAAUUCGAGUCUCGGUAGUGGGAAUUUGGGUGGAAAUGGCAAUAGAAAUCAAAAUAUCGGGGGUCCAUCGCUGAAAAAUAAGGACCCUUUUGUAUCUUUGGUCGAUUUUAGUUCUAAUAAGACCCCAAUUGGUAUGAAUUCAGCAAGUGAAAAGAAGGGUUCCGAUAAUUCGUUUGGGGAUUUUCAAAGUAACACAUCGAAAACAACUGGUCAUUUUCCCAAAAGCAAUACCAACCCAUUGGGCGAUUUCGUGUUUCCUAGUAGUAAUCAAAGCCAGCCUUCUAAGCAACCACCCACGACAAACGAUUUCGACGUACUGUUUACUUCGACUGGUGGUGGCGGUGGCGGUGGCGGCAUGAAGGGGACUGGAGGAUUUACGAACCAGCAGCAAUUCUCGGAGGGUGAUGAUUGGGGGAUGAAUUCGGAGUUUGUAGGAGAUCAUGAUAAAGGCGGCACCACCGAGAUUGAAGGCCUUCCUCCACCGCCAGCAGGCGUUUCUGCCCCUUCUGCUAAGAGUAAGGGUAUGGAUAAUUACAAGCAGGGGCAAUUCGCCGAUGCUAUCAAAUGGCUUUCUUGGGCUGUUAUUCUUCUCGAGAAGGCCGGUGAUGAAGAUGGUACAACCGAGGCUUUAACAUGCAGAGCUUCUUGUUAUAAGGAAGUCGGCGAGUAUAAAAAGGCCGUUGCUGACUGUACAAAGGUGCUGGAAAGUGACGGCAAAAAUGUGUCUGUGCUUGUGCAACGAGCUCUACUUUACGAGAGCAUGGAGAAAUAUAAGCUUGGGGCCGAAGAUCUUAGAACUGUAAUGAAAUUCGAUCCUGGUAAUAGAGUUGCAAGAAGUACUAUUCAUCGCCUGACGAAGAUGGCUGGAUAGACGAGGUUCUAGAUCACGUUUUUUUGUUUAUGAUUUUACGACAUAUAUAAUGCUAUAUCUAAACAUUGUUUUAUAAGUCUGUUUGUUCGAGCUUUGUGAUUUUUUAUUUUUUAUUUUUCGAAAUAUUGUUCGUGUCGGUUGUGCUACUCGUUGUGAUUACGUAUUGAAGAUCGUAGAACUGUAAUGAAAUUUGAUCCUGUUAUUAGAGUUGCAAGAAGUACUAUUCAUCGCCCGAUAAAAAUGGCUGAAUAGACGAGGUUCUAGAUCACGUUUUUUGUUUAUGAUUUUACGACAUAUUUACAUGCUAUAUCUAAACAUUGUUUAAGUCU
Molecule: messenger RNA, 1958 nt
Organism: Erythranthe guttata (spotted monkey flower)
Lineage: Eukaryota; Viridiplantae; Streptophyta; Magnoliopsida; Lamiales; Phrymaceae
Product: Tetratricopeptide repeat (TPR)-like superfamily protein
Molecular function (GO): protein binding
Source: RefSeq, a predicted model, not a curated record